AUGAGCUUCCUCUCGCCGGAGCAAAGCUCUAGUCCCAGGGCCACAUCGCCAAACCCGAGGAGUCCGCGAUCGCCGGGCCGCUCGCCUGCCCCGUCUCCCCGCCUCGGGCCUCCGCCGAAGAAGGACUUCUCCUUCCUGCUGAGGCCUGAGAUAUAUCACACCCUGAGUCCCACCACGAUCCCGCAGCCGUUUCGGGACUCGCCCCAUCAGCCGGAUCCGGAAGCGCCGAUCGCUGAUCUUGUCGCCCGUGGCCACUACCGCGCCGCCGCCGUGGCCGCUGUGCAGCAGCUGACAGGCACCGCCGGCCACACGCCUCCCAGCCCCGAAGACCAUGUCCGCAUCUUCUCGUUGCUUCACACCCGCCUCGCCUGUCUGACCCUCAUCGAGGCCACCAACAUCGCCGCUCAAGAGGUUAAGGCCCUCGAGGACGUGCAGUCCCCUUUCUACCUCGCCAACACCGUCCCCACCACGGCACCCUCCAUCAUCGCCUCUCCCACCACAUCAAUCGGCUUGGGCAUCGACGCCAUCGCCGCCGGGCCGCCGCCGCACAGCCCAAGCCCCAGCUUCCUGGCGGCCCAGCAGCAGGACCCACCAGACCACCUGGUCCCCUGGGAGCUGCGCGUGCUGGCCGUGCGCCUGCAGUCGCUCGGCUUCGGCGACCCACGCCGCUCCGUCAUGAGCUACUAUGAGCUGGCCCGCGAGGCCCGCGCAAGGCUGGCGCGCGCGACGGCCAACCACGACAACUCGGCCCGCGAGCUGUGGCGCGGCCGCCUGGCUGAGCUGGGCCUCCGCGUCGCCGGAGCCCUCGUCGAGAUGGACGACCUGUCCGGCGCGGCGGCUCACCUCGCCUCGCUGCCGGUGGUCCAGAACGGCACCAGCAGGCUGGCUACCGCGCGCGCGCUGCUGUGGCUGCACCUGGGGGACGUCGAUGCGGCCCGUGCCUGCGUGAACGCAGGCAGGGAAGGCGGCCCCUCCUUCGCGCCCGACUCCUCUAGGGACAAGGUCAUCUCGGCCCUCUGCGACAUGGCCGACGGAGACUACGAAUCCGCUCUCGCGACCUGGACGGAUUUGCGCGAGGAGCUGCCACGCGACGAGAUGGUGGGCGUCAACACGGCCGUCUGUCUCCUUUACGUCGGGCGGAUGGAGCAGGGCCGAGCGAUCCUGGAGGAAAUGGUUGACUCUGGCCACUCGUCCCACACGCUCCUGUUCAACCUCACGACCAUGUACGAGCUUUGUACGGAGCGAGCCAAGGACGAGAAGCAGCGUCUGGCUGAGCGUGUGGCCGCCUUGGAACCGAGCCUCAAGGGCUGGGAGAAGACGAAUGCGGACUUUAAACUUUAA
Messenger RNA from Gaeumannomyces tritici R3-111a-1, 1341 nucleotides. RefSeq lists its product as hypothetical. Bases 1 to 1341 code for a protein of 446 amino acids. Gene Ontology annotation, cellular component: TRAPP complex; Golgi apparatus. Lineage: Eukaryota; Fungi; Ascomycota; Sordariomycetes; Magnaporthales; Magnaporthaceae. The transcript is spliced from 2 exons. Gene Ontology annotation, molecular function: protein binding. The record is from RefSeq and is a predicted model, not a curated record.